This is a messenger RNA of Wickerhamiella sorbophila, 1865 nucleotides long. RefSeq names its product putative phosphoribomutase. The record is from RefSeq and is a predicted model, not a curated record. Lineage: Eukaryota; Fungi; Ascomycota; Dipodascomycetes; Dipodascales; Trichomonascaceae. Gene Ontology annotation, biological process: carbohydrate metabolic process; purine ribonucleoside salvage. Gene Ontology annotation, molecular function: magnesium ion binding; phosphopentomutase activity. The coding region runs from base 1 to 1689 and encodes 562 amino acids. The transcript has a single exon.
AUGGUUAGCAAAUUGGUCCAAGAAUGGCUCAGACUCGAUAAGAAUCCUCAGAGUAGGGCAGAAAUUGAGGAUUUGGCCAAGCAGGAUCCUGAAAAACUCGAGCAUCUCAUGUCUCCUCGCAUUGCCUUCGGAACUGCCGGCCUCCGCGCAUCUAUGGAGCCGGGCUUUGGCCGCAUGAACCAUGUAACGGUGCUGCAGGCUUCCCAGGGCUUGGCCGUAUAUGUCGAGAAAAACGUAGAAGACGCCCAUGCUCGAGGAAUUGUAGUUGGCCAUGACCAUCGCCACCACUCAAAGGAGUUUGCGGCCUUGACGGUUCUGGCCUUCGCGUCCAGAGGAUUCAAAGUGACCUUCCUGGGCCAGGUGCACACCCCAAGCGUACCUUUCGCUAUCGAUUUGAAGAGGGCCGCAUGUGGAGUUAUGAUUACAGCGUCGCACAAUCCGGCAAAAGAUAAUGGCUACAAGGUGUACUGGUCGAAUGGCUGUCAAAUCAUCCCCCCGCACGACUCGGGAAUCGCCGCGGCCAUUCAGGACAACCUUGAGCCGUGGACUUGGGACAUUGAUAGUGUUUCGGAGAUUCUGGAUAAUCCGGUUUCAAUCACUGAGGAGUAUUUCAAAAGUUAUGACUCGCAUACUUAUACUGCAGUCGACACUGAUCUCAAGUUCGUAUACACGCCGAUGCACGGUAUUGGCUUGCCAUACUUUGAGCAGGCAGCCAAGAUGUUGGGCAUAACGAACCAAUGUGUGAUUGUUAAAGAACAAGCGACCCCAGAUCCGGACUUUUCAACGGUAAAGUUUCCUAAUCCCGAGGAAAAAGGGGCGCUUGAUCUUGCCUAUAAAUAUGGCGAUGAACACGGUGCAACAGUGGUUCUAGCCAACGAUCCUGAUGCUGAUAGAUUUUCGUGUGCUGUUAAAACUGAGCAUGGCUGGCAGCAACUGAAAGGUGACGAAGUCGGUACGCUGCUUGCAGACUUUUUGAUCAAGCACACCAAGGGAGUCGCCAAGGACAAAAUCGCACUACUCAAUUCAACUGUAUCGAGCCAGGUGACUCGUCAUUUAGCCGAGCAUUACGGCUGCCAUUAUGAGGAGACUCUGACGGGGUUCAAGUGGCUGGGAAAUAAGGCCAUCGAUCUCGAAAAAGAGGGCUACACUCCUGUGUUGGCUUAUGAAGAGGCCCUCGGGUAUAUGUGUGGUGGAGUCCAUGAUAAAGAUGGUGUUAGCGCGCUACAUGUGUUUGUGCAGCUGCUUGCCUGUCUCCAAGGAGGAGCUUUGGCCGAGCUCGAGCGAAUCUCUAAGCUUGUUGGGUACUUUUCGCAAUACAAUUCGUAUUAUACUGUUUCUAAUCCUUCGCAAACUAAUAAAGUUUUUGCAAGGAUUCGAAGCAAUGGUAUCCCAACUAAGAUUGGCGCCCUGGAGGUUGUUAAAUGGAGAGAUCUUACGACAGGGUACGACAGCGAACAGCCCGAUCAUAAGCCCGCUCUGCCAGUUUCCAAAAGCUCUGAGAUGAUCACUGCCGAAGUGAAGUACAAAUCAGGUACUGCUCGCUUCUCUACGCGAGGGUCUGGCACAGAACCAAAGAUCAAAGUAUAUAUUGAGGCAAGAGCAGACAAUGCAGAAGACGCUGAAGUUAUUGCUAAAGGUGUUUGGGAUAUUCUUGGAAAAGAAUGGUUUGAAAAUUUGCCGUCGGCUUGAUUGCAUAGUUUGGUAUCCCGCGUUUUGUGCUCUAUCAAAAGUAUCUUGGCGGUUUCAGUCAUAAAGUAGUUAAAUUAGGGAAUAAGAAGAUUCAGAGUUAUCAACGUAUUGUGUUCGAACUAAAGCAGGACCCAGUGGACUCUGGUGAAUGGAUUCUGGUAGGAGCUACGGCAGGU